UUAGUUUCGCAUCUGUGACAGAAACUGACGCAUGAAUUGAAAGUGAAAGUAAAAUCAGCUGUUUCUGUUUAUGUCUGUAUGAAACUGAUUGUUAUGCUACGAGUAAACGGGAGCUGAAGUAUCUUGAAGAGGGUUUCCAUAGAUACAACACCAAGAAGCGUUUGCAGUCGUAUAUGUCUGGAUGGGGAAGUAUUGGAGUAAAAUGGAUUAUUCACUAUACAAACGCUCUGUAUCAUUGGAUUAUGAAGUGAGAGGCCUUUUAAACUACAAUCUGUCCUGCUGUGUAAAUGCUUUGCUUCAAUCCUUUUCUGCCACCACUGAACUACUGGACAUACUGAACAAAUGGCAUCCAUCAGAUGGGAUUGAUAAGAGUAACGUCCCACUGCAGUUGAAGAAUACCCUGGAAGCCAUGAGGGACAAAUCAUAUCCUGCUCCACACAAAGACUUCCUCAACUGCCUCUACCAUCAAGCCAUCCAACGGUUCACUCAGCAGGAUGCAGAUGAAAUAUUCCACAUCAUCCUCAAUCUCAGUCAGAAGCAGAUACCUGAUGCUGCUCUGGCUCAGGAAAUCUGCAGUCUCUAUGAAAUAAAGGUGGAGACCCAGGUGGGGUGUUUAAAUUGCAAAUUCAUCCAACGAAUGCCCAACUCUCUUUUCAGCCUUCCUUUGGCGAUCUGUGAAAGGGAAAACUCCUUGGAAAGCUGCAUCAACUCUUUUUUCCAGCUACAAAAGCUGGCGGACAGUGAGAAGGUUUACUGCGACAACUGUGAAAAAAAGCAGCCGUCCUCUUAUGAGGUGAAACUUGUGUCAUUGCCUCCGAUUCUGUGUGUCCACUUGAAAAGAUUCAGAAAUUAUGAUGGCUUCACCAAGAAACUCUACGACAAAGUCACCUUCCCUGAAACGUUUAGCACUGCCAUUUUUGCUGCAGGACAAUCAGAAAAUGCUGAUUGUCUCAAGGCUGAGCAUUACAGUCUCUAUGCAGUAGUAGUGCAUAUGGGAAGUACCAUGUCUGGUCACUACACUGCUUUCAUCAGUUCAAAUCAGGACUGGUAUUACGCUGAUGACAGCUGCGUGCAACCAUCCACAUGGGAAAAUGUGCAGGACACAUAUGGAGGGUAUCGUCGGCACUAUGGAGAGACAGCCUACCUGCUUCUGUAUAGGAAGAAGAGCUGGAAUUCAUCUGGAUAACUGUUGGGAACAUGCACUGCAGCACUUGAUGAACACUAGAUGUAUUAAUGCAGAGAAUAUUCCAAGAACAGGACUGAAGUCUAUUUAUAUUUUGGGUAUACGUUUGAAGAGGGGUGUUUAAGAAUGUAAAUCAGUAUAUUUUCAUGUUGAUUGGGGUUUAUAUAGGACAGUAUUUUGGAUAGGAUUAUGCUAUUUUGCCAGUGCAUAUUUUGUGGAGUUUAUGGAUA
Sinocyclocheilus rhinocerous is the source of this 1413-nucleotide messenger RNA. RefSeq names its product ubl carboxyl-terminal hydrolase 18-like. The coding region runs from base 182 to 1186 and encodes 334 amino acids. Gene Ontology annotation, cellular component: nucleus; cytosol. The record is from RefSeq and is a predicted model, not a curated record. The transcript has 11 exons. Gene Ontology annotation, molecular function: cysteine-type deubiquitinase activity. Lineage: Eukaryota; Metazoa; Chordata; Actinopteri; Cypriniformes; Cyprinidae. Gene Ontology annotation, biological process: protein deubiquitination.